Molecule: messenger RNA, 1314 nt
Organism: Candidula unifasciata
Lineage: Eukaryota; Metazoa; Mollusca; Gastropoda; Stylommatophora; Geomitridae
Source: the annotation of a GenBank genome assembly
AUGAAUAGCCCUGGUGGAUUAUCUAACGGCGCACCAAGUCGCUUCGUCAACAGUCCCUCCAGAGAGUCAUCGGUGGGUCCAGCAGGGAGCGAUACAUCAGAGUCGUCACUGGACUCUCCCAACCAGCACAAACCCAAGAAACUCUUUCGGAUACGAUCUAGGGCCGGAGAACUGACCUUUGGGAAACUGCUGACCAACCCAACUUUUGUCAACCCAGAGCAAGCAGGCUAUGUCGGGUUUGCCAACCUGCCCAACCAGGUUCACAGAAAGUCUGUCAAGAAAGGUUUUGAGUUCACACUGAUGGUUGUCGGUGAGUCUGGCCUAGGCAAGUCUACCUUAGUCAACAGCCUCUUUCUGACGGACCUGUACCCAGAGAGACACGUCCCAUCUGCUGUUGAAAAAAUCCAGCAGACAGUCAAAAUUGAUGCCUCUACUGUGGAGAUUGAAGAAAGGGGAGUCAAGCUGCGGCUGACGGUCGUGGAUACCCCCGGUUUUGGGGAUUCUCUCAACUCCACAGACUGCUUCCGACCGAUUAUCCAGUACAUAGAUGACCAGUUUGAGCAUUACCUGAAUGAUGAGAGUGGCCUCAACAGGCGGCACAUCGUGGACAACAGGGUACACUGUUGUUUCUACUUCAUCAGUCCAUCUGGACAUGGACUGAAGCCACUAGACAUUGCCUUCAUGAAAGCUGUACAUAAUAAAGUCAACAUUGUGCCUGUACUUGCCAAAGCUGACACCCUGACCCUGCUGGAGGUGGUCAGUCUCAAGAAAAAGAUAAUUGACCAGAUUGAUGACCAUGGCAUCCGAAUCUACCCACUUCCAGACUGUGACUCAGACGAGGAUGAAGAUUACAAGGAACAAUGUCGACAGUUGAAGAGUGCAGUUCCUUUUGCAGUGGUGGGUGCAAAUACAGUCAUUGAGGUGAAGGGUCGAAAGGUCAGAGGCCGCAUGUACCCAUGGGGGGUGGUGGAGGUUGAAAAUCCAGAACACUGUGACUUCAUUAAAUUGAGAACUAUGCUCAUCACCCACAUGCAAGAUUUGCAAGAGGUCACCCAGGAAACACAUUAUGAAAACUUCAGAGCGGAGAAACUUGCAAGUGGCAGUAUCAUCAAAUCAAAAUCUGGGAAAUCUAAUGCCGUGUAUGGUAGGCUGGAGAACGGAGGCGGAGAAUUUACAGAUAAAGAGAGAGAACUCAGGCAGAAAGAAGAGGAGCUGCGUAGAAUGCAAGAACGCCUGACCCGCAUGCAGGCGGAAAUUGAGUCCAAAAAACCACAGCUGAUUCACAAUGGGGAUCUGAAAUCACAAGAUGUUUAG